AUGAAAAAUACUUUGAGUUUAACGUUAUGUGUUAUAUCACUUUUAUUGACCCUUUUUCUUGCGGCCCUGGAUAUUGUUAUAGUGGUUACUUUAUAUGAUACUAUUGGCAUUAAGUUUCAUGACUUUGGGAAUAUUGGUUGGUUAGUCACUGGAUAUGCUCUUUCUAAUGCUGUUUUCAUGUUAUUAUGGGGCCGCUUGGCCGAAAUACUUGGUACCAAGGAGUGCUUAAUGAUUUCUGUUAUUAUAUUUGAAAUAGGGUCUUUAAUUUCUGCUCUUUCGAAUUCAAUGGCGACUCUGAUUAGCGGAAGAAUUGUUGCCGGGUUUGGAGGAAGUGGAAUUGAAUCACUUGCUUUUGUAGUUGGAACGUCCAUUGUCCGAGAAAACCACAGAGGAAUUAUGAUAACAGCACUCGCUAUAUCGUAUGUCAUUGCAGAAGGAGUCGGGCCUUUUAUUGGCGGUGCAUUCAAUGAACAUUUGUCUUGGAGAUGGUGCUUUUAUAUAAAUCUUCCAAUCGGUGCGUUUGCGUUCAUAAUAUUGGCAUUUUGUAAUACAUCUGGGGAACCACAUCAAAAAAUGUGGCUACCAUCAAAAAUCAAAAAAAUUAUGAACUAUAACUAUGGCGAAUUGUUGAAAGUAAGUUUUUGGAAGAAUACAUUCGAAGUACUUGUAUUUAAACUAGACAUGAUUGGAAUUAUUUUAUCUUCAGCAGGUUUUACGCUACUGAUGUUAGGUCUUUCAUUUGGUGGAAACAAUUUCCCAUGGAAUUCGAGUAUCAUUAUUUCCUUUUUUACCGUGGGUCCGAUCUUAUUGUUAUUAUUUUGUGUUUACGACUUUCAUUUUCUGCCAUUAUUGGGGCUUCACUACGACGACAAGCGGACCAAACCGUUACUGACAUGGAAUAUUGCGUCAAAUUGUGGCAUAUUUACAAGUUCUAUAACAGGUUUCCUUUCUUGCUUUGCUUAUGAAUUACAGUCUGCUUAUUUGGUCCAGCUUUAUCAACUAGUAUUUAAAAAAAAACCUACAUUAGCAAGUAUACAUCUUUGGGAGCUAUCAAUUCCAGCCAUGCUUGCAACUAUGGCCAUAGCAUACCUGAACGCAAAAUAUGGGAUCAUCAAACCAGCAAUUGUUUUUGGUGUGCUUUGCGGGAUCGUUGGAUCGGGAUUAUUUACGCUAAUCAAUGGUGAGCUCUCUCAGUCAAUUGGUUAUUCCAUUCUACCAGGAAUUGCUUUUGGUAGUAUCUUCCAGGCAACGUUAUUGAGCUCUCAGGUGCAGAUAACGUCAGAUGACCCAGACUUUCAAAACAAGUUUAUUGAAGUCACAGCUUUCAACUCGUUUGCCAAAUCCUUGGGUUUUGCAUUUGGAGGAAAUAUGGGAGCAAUGAUAUUUACUGCAUCACUCAAAAACCAGAUGCGCUCUUCUCACUUAAAUCUACCACAAUUUACAUCUGUAGAAACACUUUUAGCGUAUAGCACAGAACAUUAUGGUGGCCCCCAAUCUUUACUAUCAAAGUUUAUAAACACAGCUAUCCAUGACGUUUUUUACUGCGCCUUAGGGUGCUAUGGUCUUUCAUUCUUCUUUGGAAUAUUUACUUCGAGUAAGAAAACAACAAUAUCAGCCAAAAAGCAACAAUGA
Molecule: messenger RNA, 1632 nt
Organism: Saccharomyces paradoxus
Lineage: Eukaryota; Fungi; Ascomycota; Saccharomycetes; Saccharomycetales; Saccharomycetaceae
Gene: SGE1
Product: Sge1p
Exons: 1
Coding region: 1-1632 (543 amino acids)
Biological process (GO): transmembrane transport
Molecular function (GO): transmembrane transporter activity
Source: RefSeq, a predicted model, not a curated record